AUGGUUUAUUGCAACUACUGCGCCUGCGAGGUGGAUGUGGAGGUGGACGACGCCAAUGGCUUCUCGUGCUGUGUGCAGUGCGGCCGCGUGCUGGAGGACACCGCCUUUUCGGCGGACAUCACGUUCCAGAAGGAUGCGGGCGGGGAGAGCACAGUAGUGGGCCAGUUUGUGAACGAGAGCGGCGUGGCGCGCGGCAUCGGGCGCAUCCACGGCGGACGUGUCUACGCCUAUCAGGCCGACUCGCACGAGAAGGCGCAGCAGCGUGGCCGCCACGAAAUCGCACACUUGGUGGACCAGCUCAGCGUGCGGCCACGGGAGGAGAGCAUCGAGGCGGCCCACCGGCUGUACAAGCUGGCACUGCAGCGGGGCUUCACGCGCGGCCGACGCACCAACCAGGUGGCCGCUGCCUGCGUCUACCUGGUCUGCCGCCAGGACUCCAAGCCAUUCCUGCUCAUCGACUUCAGCGACGCGCUCCAGAUCAAUGUCUUCACCCUCGGGGCCGUCUUCCUGCAGCUUGCCAAGCUGCUGCGCCUCACCGAGCACCCCAUGUUUGCAAAGCCCGUGGAUCCCUCGCUCUACAUCCACCGCUUUGCCGACCGUCUGGACUUUGGGCGCCAGAUGCAUGCGGUGGCCAACACGGCGCUGCGCCUGGUGGCCUCCAUGAAGCGCGACUGGAUCCAGACGGGGCGCCGCCCCUCGGGCAUCUGCGGAGCAGCCAUCUACAUCGCGGCACACAUCCACGGCUUUGAGCGCAGCGUGCGCGACGUGGUGGCUGUGGUGCACAUUGGCGAGCACACGCUGUCCAAGCGCCUCUACGAGUUCUCCUCCACCUCUGCCUCCGCCUACACCGCCGAUGAGUUUGAGGAGCGCGUCAAGCAGAUUGAGGCAGACGAGACGGAGCGGCUGGAAGCCGCGCAGCCCGUGGAGCCUGUGGGCCUGCUCGAGAGCACAGGCUGCGAGCACCUGCGUGAGUGGCGGCCGGCGGCGGGAGUAUGCGACUCCAGCGGCGGCGUGUACAAUGGUGCAAAUCCGCCCGCCUUUGACCGCAAUCGACGCAAGGAGAUGGCCGAGCUGCUGGCGUUGCCGGAGCCAGAGGAGGAGGAGGUGGACGAAUAUGACCAGGAAGAGCAGGGCAUAGCAGAGGCCAUGGUCACGGCUUUCCACGACUCAGAGCUGCAGCAGUUUGCCCAGUUCUUGCCCAGCAGCGCAGAGGAGGCAGCUGUUGCGGAGGAGAGCGAGGCAGCUGGAGCACGGCGGCAUCUCCGCUCCAACGGGCUCGGCUCCAUGGAUGCAACAGCUGGCAGCAGACGCAAGCGCAAGGGGGCUGCGAGCAGCGCUGGCAUCGUAGAGGCUGCCGGCCUUGGCCAAGAAGAGCAGCAACCGCAGGCACAGGCACAAGCAGCAGCAGUGCCUAGUGCAGCCACCAGCAGCCAAGGCGCAGCAAUGCAGGGGCAGCCGCAUUCGCAGGCAGAGCCGCUGCCGCUGCAGCAGCAGACUGACAAGCGGCAGCGUGGCGGCGCCUUGGUGCCCUGCCAGCCGUCUGCCCAGGCAGGCGCAGCGGCAGCAGCAGCAGCAACGGCAGGAGCAGCCGGCGGCAGCAGCCGCCAUUCCCAGCAUUCAGACCAGACUGCGGCUGCAGGGGGUGAGGAGGUUGAAGGGGAGGCCGGCAUUGCGACGGUGGGCGCGGGCGCCAUUGUGCCAGUGCUGCAGCCAGAGCCGCCAGAAGAGGAGGGCGGCGACGACCUGCUGUCGGACAUUGGUGAUUCCGACAUUGAUAUGUAUCUGGCGGAUGAUGCAGAGGUGAAAUGCAAGGAGGAGAUAUGGAACAUGAUGAACAGGGACUGGCUGGAGAAGCAGGCGGCCAAGCGAGCAGCGCAAGAGGCGGCGGAGCGCGCGGUGGCGGAACAGCAGGCAGCGCAGGAGGCAGCCGAGGCGGCAGGGGUGGCGUACAAGCGUGGCCGUGGCCGCCCGGUGGGCAGCAAAACCAAGAACCACCACCGGGGGGCGGGCAUGGCGGAUUUGCCGCCUGCUGAGACUGCACAAGAGGCCGCCAUGCGCAUGCUGGACCAUCGCAAGCUGAGUAACAAGAUCAACUACUCGGCGCUGGCAGACCUGUUUGCGGAGGAUGGCGGUGCAGGCGGCGAUGGUGACGUGGGCGAGCCGCCUGCGCUGGCCCCCGAGGCUCUGGAGGGGGAUGAGGACGACAAGGGGCGGGGACGGGCUGUGACGGCGGCCAUGCGCGCGCGGAAACAGCAGCAGCAGGAGGAGGAGGCGCGCCGUGAGGCGCAGCAGCAAGCUGCGCUGGAGGCAGAGACGCGCAGCAUGGGGCGUCGCAGCACCAAGGGCGACAAGACUGGCGCUGCCCGCUUGGCCUCCCUGGGCCUGCCGGCCGCCAGCAGUAGCAAGCUGGGCGGUGCCAGUGGCAGCAGCAGCGGGCCACUGUCGCCGCGGUCGGGGGUGGGGGCAUUGGCGCGGCGCUCCGGUUUGGGCUCACUGCGGGACAGCAACUUCAGGAGUCAGAUGACCUCCAAGGGGGCAGACGGGGGCAGCGGCAGCGGCAAGAAGUCGGUGCGAUUCGCAGAUUGAGCUUGCAGGGAGCUUUUUUGUCAGCCCUGGCCUUCAUCGGCGACACGCACUGCCUAUUCCUGCGUUCCUUACAAACGACCCUUGAACAAGUUUAUGAAC
Molecule: messenger RNA, 2685 nt
Organism: Chlorella variabilis
Lineage: Eukaryota; Viridiplantae; Chlorophyta; Trebouxiophyceae; Chlorellales; Chlorellaceae
Exons: 9
Coding region: 1-2586 (861 amino acids)
Biological process (GO): DNA-templated transcription initiation; transcription preinitiation complex assembly; transcription by RNA polymerase III
Cellular component (GO): transcription factor TFIIIB complex; nucleus; transcription preinitiation complex
Molecular function (GO): RNA polymerase III general transcription initiation factor activity; RNA polymerase III type 3 promoter sequence-specific DNA binding; TBP-class protein binding
Source: RefSeq, a predicted model, not a curated record